Messenger RNA from Vespa velutina, 1781 nucleotides. RefSeq names its product dynein regulatory complex subunit 4 (gene Gas8). The coding region runs from base 93 to 1490 and encodes 465 amino acids. The transcript has 9 exons. Lineage: Eukaryota; Metazoa; Arthropoda; Insecta; Hymenoptera; Vespidae. Gene Ontology annotation, cellular component: microtubule; motile cilium; Golgi apparatus. Gene Ontology annotation, molecular function: small GTPase binding; microtubule binding. The record is from RefSeq and is a predicted model, not a curated record. Gene Ontology annotation, biological process: cell motility.
GGAGCAGUGGGAUGUUUAUUGCAAUUUAAAGGAGAAAUAAACUGAUGUGUUUAAAAAGGUAUUUUUUACAGUGAAGUUUCGAACGAACAAAAAUGGGGCCUAAAAAAGCAAAGGGUAAGGCAAUGGACACCGUUGACGGAGUGGAUACAUCAAAAAUGAAUAGAGAACAACUUGAGAUAUAUGCUCAUAAGAUAUUAGAAGAGAUGGAACGUGAAAGGGAGGAAAGAAAUUUCUUUCAAUUAGAAAGAGAUAAAUUACGUACUUUUUGGGAAAUAUCGAGACAUCAAUUGGACGAAUCACGUGCCAUUGUUAGGAAUAAAGAACGAGAGAAGGAAGAACUUCAGGAAAAGCAUGAUGCGGAAAUGAAAUUGUACAAACAAAAAGUAAAGCACUUGAUGUAUGAACACCAGACUAAUUUGUCUGAAACAAAAGCAGACCAUUUGGUUGCUCUUAAAAUGGCGCAAGAUGAUCACGUAUCUCAAGAGAACGAGCUCAUUAGGGAUAAAAAGGAAUUAAAGAAAGCACAAAGGGAACAGGAAGUGGCUCGUUUGAAUGAAAUGCAUGAAUUGAAACUUCAUCAUGCCGAAGAAAUAAGUAACAUCAUGAAAAAAUUCGAAUCGGAAGCAAUAGAAUUGGAACAAAAGUACGAACAAAAAUUAACGAAUCAAUACGAAUCAUUGACCUUGAAACAUCAAAUGGAAAUUACCGAAAUAGAGGAGAGAAAAAAUUUACAAAUUUCCACUUUGAUUAAAAAUCAUGAAACUGCAUUUACAGAGAUGAAAACUUAUUACAAUGAUAUUACUUUAAAUAACUUGUCACUUAUUCAAAGUAUGAAGGAACAAAUGGAACUAAUGAAGAAUAACGAAGAUAGAAUGAAGAAACAGGUACGCGAGUUAACGGUGGAAAAUAAACAAUUUUCUACGGAAUUAAAGAGUUUGAGAGAAAAAAUAGCCGAUUAUACGCGACAACUUGUUAAUUAUGAAAAAGAUAAGCAAUGUUUAUCCCAUACAAAAAGAAAACUGUCGUUGACUAUCAAGGAUUAUGACAAUUUAAAAUGGGAGAAUGAAGUUUUGGAACUACGAUUUGAGAAAUGUCAAUCGGAAAGAGACGAUCUUCAUUCUAGAUUCGUAUCAGCCAUAUUGGAAUUGCAACAAAAGACUGGCUUAAAAAAUGUACUAUUAGAAAAAAAAUUAGAAAAAUUAUCUGAAUUGUUAGAACAACGCGAAGUUCAAAUUAGCGAAGUCUUGGCUGCUGCUCAUUUAGAUCCUACAGCCGUCGUGAAUGUAAAUAAAAAAUUGGAGGAUAUGUUGAAUCGAAAAAAUACAGCGAUACAAGAUCUCCAAUAUGAAUUGGCUAAAGCUUGUAAAGCACACGAUGAUUUAUUAUCAGUAUAUGAAAGUAAAUUGCAAGAGUAUGGAAUAUCUAAAUCUGAGAUUGAAUUUCAACCAUUAAGAGCAAAACUGGUGAAUACGUGGACAGGGUCAGGAUAAUCAGCGGAUCUAUAAGAUACAUAGAUAAAACUAAUUAAUGAAUUUAAUAUAUCUACAUGUUUAUUUUUUAUCUUUUUUUUUUUUUUUUUUUUUCUUACAUGCAAUGUGCAUUCGUGUUCUACUUAGAUAAAGGUGUUUGUAAGUAAAGAUGUUUUUUGCUGAUCAUCAUUUACAUAUACAUAUAUAUGGUAUGUAGCAAAGAAAAGAAAAGAAAAAAAAAAAAAGAAAUAACAGAAAUAAUUUAAUUUAAUUUAUUCUCAUGUAUAUACUUAUACACACUUUUGUCAACAU